CUCACUCCAAAGGCUAGCUUACAGGAUCGACGGAUGUAUCGCUCGCUCCUCACCGCGGUACCGUCGGGACGAAGAUAGUUGCGAUGAUCCAAUUUCAGGUACAGUCCUCCGGAAACCUGUGCUAGUCCGCUUAGCCUCGGUCCACGCUGCGCGGUGCGGAGCGGAUAGGCCUAUGGAAUUGCACCACCGUCGGAAGACAAGCUCUAUCCUUGCCUCAGACUUCAUGUCAUAUCCCUUAGAACUCCAUCGCGAGAGCCAGAAGCCGAGCGGGGCAGUGCACAAUGUGUGGUGCGUGGUCUGACUUUCCGAGAAUCACCACACUUAUAUACACCUCGACCUCCGUGGCCGGGCUCCUCUCUUUUUCUACGCUUCCCCCGAGACUCAUGAUAGCAGUCACUGAUGCAACAGUCCAACCCAAGUAACUCGUCUUCGUCCUCGCCGCUGCAAUGGGGGAUGGCAUGUUCGGCUUGCCGGCGUCGGAAAGUGAGGUGCGAUGGUGGUCAGCCGGUCUGUGGGAGGUGCAGCAGGAACGGUCGGGCUACGGAAUGCCACUACGGAGACAUCGAUUCACGACUAACUGGUCACGUCCUCCGACGCGAAGUAACCCAACUACGCGCGCGGGUCCGCGAGCUCGAACGCUCGAGCAGCAGCGUUAUGCUGCAGAGCCCCUAUAGCCAUCCCUCCGGGUCUGCAUCUCAGCCUGAGAUGCGUGGUAGUGCAGACCCACCAUCAGACGGGGGCGCGUCCGUGUCGUCGCCUUCGACUAAUUUCCUUUCCCCCACACAGAUUACUUCGCAUGACUCGUCCGACUCAGGCGAAGGUUUCAGGCACUCACAAGGUCCGGCGAUGUCCUCAACGCAUCUAGCUCCUCCUAAUAUCACAGCCCAUAGCUCGUCUGGCUCGAGAGAAGGGUCGGCACGGUCGCACGAAGCGCAAAGCGAUAGUGGGGAAGAGCUGUCGAUCGCAUGGACCACGUUCCAGGCAUACGCCACUAGCGUAGGCUGGUUUUUAAACGUGGAACGGUUCCGAGAGAAAACGGUUCACCAAACUCUCACCGGCCACUCUUCGCGCGCCCUGGGUGCCUUAGUUACGCUUUGGAGCAGGGUUCUCUCAAGUGACGUAAUCCAUGACUCUGAGGAUGGGCUACUUCAUCGCGCACAAGACCACCUCACACGCGCAUCUCCAGACGUCGACUCCAGCGCAUUCGUUCAUAUCCUGCAGGCGGAGAUCCUCCUGUCGUACUACUUCCUCACUAGGGCUCGGCCCGUCGACGCACGGUGUCACAGUUCCAUCGCUGUCUCGCUAGUUUGCGCGUUUUCUCUCGACCGUCAAGGCGCUGAAGCCUCGAACGCACUGUUCGGCGUACUCGGAGAUGGCCGUAGGACUUUGCAGCAUACCGACGAUGUGGUCGAGCUGGGCGAACGCGUGCACGCAUUCUGGGCCGUGUUCGCGCUAGAGAGCUCUAUCUCCGCCCUUCUCGGCGUUCCGUCCGGUCUACCGGCGUUCGAGAGUCGGAUCUCGACGCCGUGGCCGCUCGAGCAUGCGGACUAUGAACAUUUGCAGGGUACCCCGAUUAUCGGCUCGUCGAACACGGAUGUCUUUUCCAUGUUCUCGCAGGAGCAAGCGCCCACCAGGCUUACUCUGGAGGCAAAGGCCGCGGCGCUCUUCCAGGCAUCGACUGCGCUGAGCAUGGAUGACCAAGGAGGAAGCGGCAUACCCGUGGAUGCCAACUACUGGGCCCGCUGCCGGACGCUCGACAACCUCAUCGACAACUUCCUACUUCGCUUUUCUUCAAUCAAAUCUUCCCCCGAGCACCAUGGUUCCUUUCGUACUGUGUUGACGUCGUUUGUUCUUGCGCACGCCGCGCGUUUAAGAUUGCACCACACGUUCCACUAUAACUACCCCAUGUCGCUGCAAAAGUGGGACGACUCGGUGAAGGAGGUUGCGGGCGUUUUGGGAGUGUCACAGCUACCGAGUCCUCUUGUCAUACACGUCUUUGCGUCCGUCUGCAGCAUGCUCCAGUCAGAAGUUACAUGGUCCCAACAGGGCACCCUCCACACCCCCGCUCCAGAUCCAGCAUCAGUCGGCGUGGGCGAAGCGGCGCCCGUUCCGAGACACAUCACGCUCGCUAUUCUCUUACGAAGCAUGCUGGAGAGCGGACUCUCCUCCGCUUCCCCUGUCUUCACUGGCUUGAAGGACAAAUUGGAGCGCCUGCAGGCGCAGUUUAUCUCCUGAUUUUCUUUUUCUAUCAUAUCAUUACGCAUGCGUACACGGACCGGGUUUCGCUAGUACUUUUUGAUCUUCCACAUACACGUUCUUUCAAGGUGUGUCUCCUUACUGCUUGUAAACGUACCGGGAACUUACCGGACCGGUCGCAGUAUUGCAUUGGAUUUGUAGCGCAUAGAGAACACUGUUAUUUGCUUUCGCUUCUUUCUGAUUUUGUUUUGGGAUGCUUUGACUCUUGCUUUUCUGUUUGCACUUGAUUCCCUUCUCAGUUUCCUUUAGUCAAGUGGGACGUACACGCUUCCCAGUACUCGAACUAUCCUUGAACCAAUGAUACGUAUAGUCAUGUCUUAUAUACUCUAAUUCUAUAAUCG
Coniophora puteana RWD-64-598 SS2 is the source of this 2597-nucleotide messenger RNA. RefSeq lists its product as uncharacterized. The record is from RefSeq and is a predicted model, not a curated record. Gene Ontology annotation, cellular component: nucleus. Gene Ontology annotation, molecular function: DNA-binding transcription factor activity, RNA polymerase II-specific; DNA binding; zinc ion binding. Lineage: Eukaryota; Fungi; Basidiomycota; Agaricomycetes; Boletales; Coniophoraceae. Bases 400 to 2235 code for a protein of 611 amino acids. The transcript has 10 exons. Gene Ontology annotation, biological process: DNA-templated transcription; regulation of DNA-templated transcription.